AUGUGUGGUAAGUCAGGUACUUCGGAUCACAUGUUUACGCCAUCGCACUUUCCUGCCUCUACAAAGAUAAAGGAUGUUUCAACAAAUGAGAAGCUGCCCAUUUCACAAAUUCCAAAUAUAGAAGAUGAUGCUCUACGCCGAAUUUCAUCAUCUUCGACAACGUCUUCGAGGAUGAAUAUAGAUGUUAUUCCAAGUAAAGAUACAACGGACUUUAUCGAAUUUGAAUAUUCGAAACCUAAAUAUAAUCAAACCGAAACAAUCAAAGAAAUCAGUCAUAAUUUUAACAACCUCGAACCGAAUUCACCUCAAACUAAACAUAAUGGUGGUGAGUUGAAACCUACUGCGGAUCGUGAAUUAAUACCAACACGUCAGAUUAAACCAAAAGAGUUUGACAUAGAUGAUUCUAGUGAUGAGGAUGAUGAAUGGAAAGAGAUGGAAACACAGUUAAAUUAUGGUGAUAUUUAUAACCUUAAAGGAGAAAAAAUCGAAUUUGCACACAGCAAAGAUGACAUAACUUACGAAAACAGCGUUCAACAGCAGAAGGAACACAAGAAGAAGAAGAAAUCCACUUUACAGAAAGUAAUGAACUUGGGUAAAAAUGAAAAGGAAGAGCAGUUGAAGGAAAAAUACCGUCGUGCUCAUUUGAUGAAUUCCGACACUUCAAACCAAGGAUAUACCAAGAUUGAUGAAGAGAAACAAGCUAAAAGGUUUGAAGAGAUGGAUAAAAGGUUUGACUUUUUAUUUCAAAAUGAAAAUAAUAAUUUAAGAAAAUUACAUAAUGCCUCAAGUGCUGAAUUAAUUACUACUGAUCUAUUCAAGGCGACGGAUGGAUUUGUUAGUAAUGACAAGUUUGAUGAAAUAUUCCAACAAGAAGGACAUGAUGACAAUGAAUUGAACCCAGAAAUGCAAAUGAUGUCUACUAAAUCAAUGCUAAAUGAUUCACAAAAAAUCGCAUACGCUGCAUUAGUUAAGCUAGUUAUAGUUCAAUUGAACACUUCCUUAGUUAGCAUCAGAGGCUCAAACUCAACCAAAAUUCUAAAGAAACUGGCGAAAUGUCAUACUUCUUUUAUGAGAUGGUCAAUAAAUAUAAUGAAUGCAAUAUAUAAACAUCUUGAUAUUCAAAACGACCAAGAAAUUAAUAUGAUCGAAACUUUAAGUUGUCACGGUGUUGAAAGUUCUGACUUAUCUAAAACCUUCAAUAAAAAUAUCCAAAUUGAGAACCACUUGAACAAGGAAAACCUUCAUAUAAUAAACUUAAAUGGUGCUGAACUUGAAUGUGAAAAAAGCCUUGAUAUUGACAUUAAAUGGACGCUUAUUUGCGAUCUUUUUCUGAUAUUACUUGAAGCAUCGGUCUACGAUGCAAGAUCAAGGACUUUGCUGAUCCAUUUUGCUGAAGCUAUAGGAAUUACCGAGGUUGAAAUUCUGCAAUUUGAGAGAAGAAUUACGGACUCUCUCGAGAUUGACGAAGCUUUUGAAAUUAUCAAUAAUAAUCAAACAUGGGAUGAAUCAGAUAUCUUAAAAGAGCACAAGAGAAAGGCUAAAAAUAAAAGAAUUGUGAAAAUUGCAUUAGCCACCGCUGCUGGUGGAUUGGUGAUAGGUUUGAGUGCAGGUGCCUUGGCUCCAGUAAUCGGUGCGGGAUUAGCUGCAGGGUUGACAACGAUCGGUAUAUCUGGUACUGGUGGAUUUUUGGCUGGUGCUGGUGGUACAGCAAUUAUCACUACAGCUGGUACAAUGACUGGUAUGAAUGCCGGUAAGACAGCAAUGCAACAUAGGGUUGGAUCUGUUAAAACGUUUGAAUUUAUACCAUUGCAUAAUAAUCGACGCGUCAACUUAAUUAUUACUGUAUCUGGUUGGAUGUCUGGUACGAUGGAUGAUAUAAGAUUACCAUUUUCAACUGUUGAUCAAGUGAUGGGUGAUUUGUAUUCCUUACUAUGGGAACCUGAAAUGCUAACAAGUAUGGGUCAAACUAUCAAUAUCUUAGCUAACGAGAUUUUAACACAAAGUAUCCAGCAGAUUCUAGGUGCAACUUUGCUUAUUACUCUAAUGAGUGGCCUACAGUUACCAAUGAUGUUAUCGAAACUUGGAUAUUUACUUGAUAAUCCAUGGAACAAUUCCUUAGAUAGAGCUUGGAGAAGCGGUAAAGUUUUGGCAGACACAUUGAGAAGAAAAAAAUUGGGCAUGCGGCCGAUUACCCUAGUUGGUUUUAGUCUAGGUGCCAGAUUGAUUUAUAGCUGCUUGUUGGAUCUAGCCAAGAGUGGCGAUUAUGGUAUCAUUGAAAAUGUUUACCUUUUUGGUUCUCCAAUUGUAAUCCACGAAGACGAAAUGGCUCAAGUCAGAUCAGUCGUCAGUGGAAGGUUUGUCAAUGGAUAUAUGAAACAAGAUUGGAUUUUAGGAUAUUUGUUCCGAGCUACUUCCGGUGGAUUACGUAGGAUUGCUGGAUUAUCACCAGUCGACGGAGAAAAAUUUAAUGUUGAAAACAUGGAUUGCAGUGAACAUGUGAAAGGGCAUAUGCAGUACCGUGAAGCUAUGCCCAAAUUAUUAAGGGAUAUAGGUUGGGAAGUUUUAGAAGAUCAGUUUGUAGAAAUUGAACAGCCUAAUCCAGAAGAGGAGGAGAGACAGCGGAAGUUAUUGAGUGAGAUAGAGAAACGGCAACAUUCAAAGAAGAAAAAGACGUGGUAUAAUAAGUUAUGGAGGAAAAAAAAUAAAGAAUGGUGGGAAAUGUAUGAAGAAGGAGAGAAAGAGAGAGAAAGCAGAAACAAGAAAGACAAUGAUAAUGAUGCCACUGCUGACACUAGUAAACCUGAAAGGAAAACUGAUGAGAAUGAAAUCUUUAGUGCUAGUGUCGACUUAGACGCGUUGAAACAAGAAGUAUUAAAAAUUGAACUAGAAGCUAAAAAGUUAGAAGAAAAAAAUACCAAGAAGAAUCCGAAAACAGGAAAAGCUAAUACUGAUCAGAAUACUCCAGAACUUAACAGCACUCUCCAACCUCAUUCAACACCAAAUUCUAUUAGCAACCUGGAAGUCGAGGAACCAAAUACUAUUGAGAAACAACAGGAUAUAAUUCAGCUGACCCAAUCACCUGAAAAGCAAGAGAAGUCCGAUAUUGCAGGUCUAAAACCAUUUAAAAUUAGAAGCGCUACCCAUGUUCAUAAAGGUGGUGCUAGUGUUGGUGUAGAUGUUGUUGAGGAACUUCAUGAUGAAUACGGAGAAUAUGAUGUCCCAAAAACUGAAGAAAAAUUGGAAAUUAUGUUUGACGACGAUAUUAAAAAUCUUGAAGAAAAAAUAAGGCUUCAACAAAAAGAUCACCCAGGAUAUGGUGUUAAUACAGGCAUAGAUUAUGGAGACGAAGACGAAUUUCCUGAGGAUGAAGGGAACAUUCAAUUUACUAUUCAAUGA
Molecule: messenger RNA, 3396 nt
Organism: Pichia kudriavzevii
Lineage: Eukaryota; Fungi; Ascomycota; Pichiomycetes; Pichiales; Pichiaceae
Exons: 1
Coding region: 1-3396 (1131 amino acids)
Source: RefSeq, a predicted model, not a curated record